AUGGAGUGCCUUCACUCGCGCAUUCCAUAUGCGAAAUGGCGCCUCCAUGCAUUCCAACAACUGCUCGCAAGCUCGCGUCUACCCGCGACAGCUCAUGCAACCAAGCGAAGCAUUUCGACCACACCACGGCGACAAAACAAGAGUGCCCACGACGCUCCUGCAUUUGAGCGAACAAACAUCAAUAACGCAACCUCGGAUACUCUACCACCCUCUAAGCGUUUACCGCAAUCCCCGCUUAUCACACACCCGCGCCCCGGACCCGAGAAGAACCGCAAAAGACGCCCGACAAUGCACGAAACGGACCAACUAAGCAAGAAUCCAUGGGCUGUAGCACUAGCAUCUCCGAUUCGCAUGUGUGGUGUAACAGGAGCCAGACUUCCAACUGCUCUUCUCGGAAAAUGGGGCUUGGUGCAACAACAAGAAACGGAACAGCUACAUUUCAUGCCCGUAGGUCUAAUGCAAGAUUUGCUGCAAAACAAUAGACCUCCAAACUCCAACCACUCAGAUAUACUUGCUACGGUAGAUGUCAAAGGUCAACAAUCGGAAUUGGAUGUGUCUAGCGAGAACAAAAGCCCAACAGUCGACACGCCAAGCCCAUUGGUCCAGCAAAACAACAAACAGGGACGACAACUCUUACUUCGAAUCACCGAGCUUCUCCCACUUCUCCGAUCGAUUUCAGCGCCGCUCUCAAGGAAAAGUGGCAAGAAACCAGCCGUUCUGAAACUAUUGCCAUUCCGGUGGAAGCAUCCCCAGGGACCAAUUAAGGCGAGCGAGGAGCAGAAACUCAACUGGAUGUCGAACGCCCCCGAUAUUGUACUCCAGAGCAUGAGAAACGUUGUAUACAGGAAGCUAGAUGCUGCUUCUACGAAGUUCAAACGUCUCGGUAAACCCAAUGGUGUAUGGAGAGCGGUUGAUCUGCAUGAAUACUCCGAGUCUGCAGUGGAGGAUGCGCUUGGAUGCCUGAAGCCGUUUGAGCGCAUGGAAUGUGGUGGUCUGCUGCUGCUUGGAUCCAACGCUGAUGGACUUGCCUCUCAAUCAAGUGUUCCCUGCCCGGAUUCUGUUACUCUCCCACAGACUGAGUCCAAGGUUCCCGUGUUUGACCUGUCAAGUCUUCUCUCAGAGUCUGAUUUGAUACAGCUGCGUGAAUCUCAUCCGCAAUUCCAGCGCACGGCACUAUUCUUCAGGCCCGAUGAAGAGGUUACCAUUGAUGCAAUGAUAUACUUGUGGAAGUUAAAGCGACUUCUUGUGAAGCUGGACUUGGAAGAAUGA
Molecule: messenger RNA, 1269 nt
Organism: Penicillium antarcticum
Lineage: Eukaryota; Fungi; Ascomycota; Eurotiomycetes; Eurotiales; Aspergillaceae
Exons: 1
Coding region: 1-1269 (422 amino acids)
Source: RefSeq, a predicted model, not a curated record